Messenger RNA from Nipponia nippon (crested ibis), 877 nucleotides. The record is from RefSeq and is a predicted model, not a curated record. NCBI's taxonomy places the organism in Eukaryota, Metazoa, Chordata, Aves, Pelecaniformes, Threskiornithidae.
AUGGCGUCACGCCCAGUGUAUAAACUGGGGGAGCUGGCCGGGGGCCAGGGACUGCCACUCGGGAACUGGCUGGGCAUCGGUCAGUGGGUGGUUCAACUAAUCCACUAUAACCACGAGCUGUACACAAAUGUCACAGAAGCUGCAAAGAGUCCUAAUGGGUUGGUGGUAGUUUCCAUAUUUAUGAAAGUAUCUGAAUCAUCAAAUCCAUUUCUAAAUCGUAUGCUUAACAGAGACACCAUAACGAGAAUAACGUAUAAAAAUGAUGCAUACUUACUACAGGGGCUUAAUAUUGAGGAACUUUAUCCAGAGACAUCUAGUUUCAUUACGUAUGAUGGGUCAAUGACAAUUCCACCCUGCUAUGAAACAGCAAGCUGGAUAAUAAUGAACAAACCUGUCUACAUAACAAGGAUGCAGAUGCAUUCUUUACGACUGCUAAGCCAGAAUCAGCCAUCACAGAUAUUUCUGAGCAUGAGCGACAAUUUCAGACCAGUCCAGCCUCUCAACAAUCGAUGUAUCCGAACUAAUAUCAACUUUAGUUUACAGGGAAAAGAUUGUCCAAACAAUAGAGCACAGAAACUACAGUAUAGAGUAAAUGAAUGGCUCCUCAAGUAAGAAAGACAGAGCAGGCAGAACCCAUAACCUCAGUGGAAUGCUACUACUGUGAAUUGACAUAAUCUAGAAUGCACCCAACCUCACUCUCUUUGGGUUCGUGACAGCACGUGCAAACGUGCUGUAGGAAAAGAGCUGCCAUGUUGGAAACUCAACUAAAAAUUCAUUCAUAUGAUUGGUGGUAAUUAAAAAAAAGUAAAAGACAGCAUUACAGUAAAUGUGAUUACAAUUUUGAUACAGUUUUCCUGAACUAAUUUAGCUUCACAAA